AUGUCAAGCACGAACGUCUACCUCGUCACGGGAGCCAACGGUUUCAUCGCGUCGCUUUUGGUCAAGCGACUGGUCGAAGAAGGUGCAUACGUCAAAGCCACUGUUCGACGCGCAACUUCGGGGGACCAGGUGAAGGACUCCAUUUCACAAGAUGCCAAGGGUAAGCUUGAGAUCUUCCUUACUCCGGACAUCACCGUCAAGGGAGCUUUCAAGACGGCACUCCAAGACGUGACGCAUGUCUUCCACACGGCGUCUCCCGUGCCUGGACCAGGAAUGACGGAUGCGAAGGACUUCCUGGACCCUGCACGUGCUGGGACUCUAGCGCUGCUUCAAGACGCGAGCGAGACGCCCACUGUCCAAAAAGUGGUCUACACCUCGAGCUCAGCUGCAAUUCUCGACCUUUCGCGCCUCAACACGGGUAACACACACACGGAGAAGGACUGGAACCCAAUUACAUACGAAGAUGCGCUCAAGAUCGGAGAGGGAUUGAAGUCGUCCAAUCCAGCCGAGGUGCAGCAGGCGGGCUUAGGCGUCUACUGCGCCAGCAAAAGGGUGGCCGAGGAAGCUGCGUGGGACUUCAUGAAGCAAAACAAAUCGGGUUUCGCCUUGGCUGCGGUCCACCCGACACUAGUGAUCGGUAAUCCCACUUUGGCUGGCGUAGGGAUCGAAGGUAGCAACGCGUUCUUGUGGAACUUCCUCACCACUCGACCCACCAAUGAUCUGGCCAGCAUCUCAGCCUACGUCGAUCUAGCUGACACUGUCGAAGGCCACAUUCAGGCGAUGAACAAGGACGAGGCCAAUGGUGGAAGGUUCUUGCUGACCGCGGGGUCUCCUUUGAUUUACGAGGUGAUCCGCUGGGCCAAGGACAGACAGCCGAUUUUACCGUUUGACGCGGUUGGAAAGCCAGAGAAUGAGGAGGAUGUGAGGAGCAAGAUGACGAAAUUAGAUAAUUCCCAGUCGAACAAGGUGCUAGGGAUCAAAUAUCGGAGCGUCAAGGAGAGCGUCGAGGCAUUUGCUGAUUGGGUGGUCGAGAGCGGUGUAGCCAAGGCUUAG
Messenger RNA from Sporisorium graminicola, 1053 nucleotides. RefSeq lists its product as uncharacterized. The coding region runs from base 1 to 1053 and encodes 350 amino acids. NCBI's taxonomy places the organism in Eukaryota, Fungi, Basidiomycota, Ustilaginomycetes, Ustilaginales, Ustilaginaceae. Gene Ontology annotation, biological process: steroid biosynthetic process. Gene Ontology annotation, molecular function: 3-beta-hydroxy-Delta5-steroid dehydrogenase (NAD+) activity. The transcript has a single exon. The record is from RefSeq and is a predicted model, not a curated record.